AAUGCAGCUAGUAGUAUAAACCUUAUCGUUUACUCUUAUCUCACAAGAACCAAACCCCUCUUUGUUCUCUCCACAGAGAACUUGUUAUCUUUCCACUUUUCAAUCCUUCAAUUCUUUACAGUUGAGUAGCGGAGUUGUUGUUGUUGUUGGCGCCAUGGAUUCUGAAGAAGCGACGUUUUCCCCUCCUGCUGUCUCUUCUCCAGGUUCUUCUCCCAUCAACAGUUCUUCUUCUAAUCAUACUGAAACUGAAAAUGUCUCCAAAAUUAAUGUAGAAAUCACUGAUUCCGAUAUUAAUAGUAAUAGCAAUAGUGAGGGUAAAAGCGUUAGUGGUGUUUCAGGUGAUGUAACUAUUGUGGGUAGUCAGCAAGAAUUGCCAAUUCCUGCUGACCCAGAUGAGGGAACCCUAGAAAAAACUAUUGGUGAAGAGCAGUUGAAUGAUUCCGUUGUGGGUUCUGCGGAUGUUUCGAUGUUGAAGUCAGAGAAGCCUGUUUCUGAGGUUUCUAUGAGCGAGGGUGUUGAAAAUGUUGAGAUUUUAGGGGGAGGAAAGGGUGAAGAUGUUGGUGGUUCUGUUCCUGCUAUUGGGAAUAGUUUACCUGAUUCUACUGACUCUGAUGCCACCAAAUCUCUGGGGACGGGAAUUGAGGGUUCGGAGGGAAAUACUGAAGAGUUUGACCCAGUUGAUAAGUUGAAUUCGAUUGAGCAGGUGAAAGAUGGUGGUGGUGAGGUUGCAGUAGGUGCAGAAUUGAAAGAGGGUGAGGAUAGGUCCACUCAGGAGGAGGUGAAGGAAACUGUGGAGGAUGAAAAGAUAGAAUUGAAAGAGGGUGGGGAUAGGUCUAUCGAGGAGGAGGUGAAGGAGACUGUGGAGGAUGAAAAGAUGGAAUUGCAAGGGGGUGAGGAUAGGUCCAUUCAGGAGGAGGUGAAGGAGAUUGUGGAGGAUGAAAAGAAUGAAGCUUUAACUAGUGUUGCUUCAUCUAAUUUGAAGGAGGCUGAGGAACCUACCUCGGUCAUUGAAGAGAGUGCUAUUGCUUCAUCCAAUUUGAAGGAGGUUGAGGAACCUACCUCGGUCAUUGAAGAGAGUGCUAUUGCUUCAUCCAAUUUGAAGGAGGUUGAGGAACCUACCUCGGUCAUUGAAGAGAGUGCUAUUGCUUCAUCCAAUUUGAAGGAGGUUGAGGAACCUACCUCGGUCAUUGAAGAGAGUGCUAUUGCUUCAUCCAAUUUGAAGGAGGUUGAGGAACCUACCUCGGUCAUUGAAGAGAGUGCUAUUGCUUCAUCCAAUUUGAAGGAGGCCGAGGAACCUACCUCGGUCAUUGAAGAGAGAGCUAUACAUAGUGAUGAUGCCGAAAAACUCAAUAAGGUGGUUGUUGAACAACCGUCAGAAUCUUUGUUGGCUGAAACAGAUGGUGAGAAAUUUACUUCCGAAGGAGAUGCAGUUGUGGAUGCCAUUGAAGUCAAUGUCUCAGGGCCAGGGGUUGCUGUUGUUGGAGAUGUGGAAGAGAGCAAGGAAGUGGAAGAACAUAUUGAAGGUACUACUGAUGAGAAUGUGACAUCAGUAAAUGAUGUUGGUGAGACCAGACAACUUAUUGAAGAAGUGGUUAAUAUGACAGUUGAUGAAGUAGAUGCACAAGACCCUAAGCCUGUGGUGGAUGAUACUGUUGCAGCUGCAGAAUCAAAUCCUGUGGAUAACAUUGUUGGUGCUGGAAAACUAGAUUCUGGAGAUGUUCAGACUAGUGAUGUGGUAGCUGUUACUGAGGAAAUUAAAGAAGCUGAUCCUGAAACUGUUAAUAAAAGGCUGGACACCAAGGAUGUUGAAGUGGAACCUGAGCAGGCUGUGUCUGGAACUAUAUAUGCCAAUGGUGACCAUUCCGGAGAAAGCAUCGAGGGAGAUGUAGUGGAAGUUGAAGUCUCUGGUCAAACAUCUGCCAUAUCAAGGUCAAUCACUGGCUCAGAGCAAGAAGGAGAAGCUAAAGAUCAUAUAGAUGAAGAAGCUGACCUUGAAGGCUCAGUUUCAGAUGGAGAGACAGAUGGUAUGAUUUUUGGAAGCUCUGAAGCUGCUAAACAGUUUAUGGAGGAGCUGGAAAGGGAAUCUGGUGGUGGCUCUUAUGCUGGUGCUGAGGUUUCGCAGGAUAUUGAUGGUCAGAUUGUCACUGACUCAGAUGAGGAGGCUGAUACUGAUGAAGAAGGAGAUGGGAAGGAGUUGUUUGAUUCAGCUGCCUUAGCUGCUCUUUUAAAAGCAGCAACAGGUGGUGAUUCUGAUGGUGGCAACAUAACAAUCACGUCUCAAGAUGGAUCAAGACUAUUCUCUGUUGAACGUCCUGCUGGUCUUGGGUCAUCACUCCGGUCACUGAGGCCAGCUCCCCGACCAAGCCAACCCAAUCUUUUUACUCAUUCCAGUCUUCAGAACAGUGGAGAAUCUGAGAACAACUUGAGUGAAGAAGAGAAAAAGAAACUGGAGACACUACAGCAGAUUAGGGUCAAGUUUUUGAGGCUUAUUCACAGGUUGGGUCUUUCUUCUGAUGAGCCCAUAGCUGCACAAGUUUUGUACCGGAUGACACUUAUUGCACGAAGGCAAAACAGUCCACUUUUUAGCACUGAGGCUGCCAAGAUGAAAGCUUUCCAGCUUGAAGCAGAGGGGAAAGAUGAUUUGGACUUCUCCGUGAAUAUCCUGGUUAUUGGCAAAUCUGGGGUGGGUAAGAGUGCUACCAUAAACUCUAUCUUUGGAGAGGAAAAAACAUCAAUUGAUGCCUUUGGACCUGCUACCACCAGUGUGAAAGAGAUCAGUGGUGUUGUAGAUGGUGUUAAGAUUCGGGUAUUUGAUACACCUGGCCUCAAGUCCUCUGCGAUGGAACAGGGUUUCAAUCGCAGUGUCUUGUCUUCAGUAAAGAAGUUGACUAAGAAGAACCCCCCUGAUAUUUUCCUCUAUGUCGAUCGGCUGGAUGCCCAAACUAGAGAUCUCAAUGAUCUUCCUAUGCUGAAGACUAUCACAAGUUGUCUUGGUCCUUCAAUAUGGCGAAGUGCCAUAGUCACCCUCACACAUGGAGCUUCUGCACCUCCAGAUGGACCUUCUGGAUCCCCUUUAAGUUAUGAGGUGUUUGUUACUCAAAGAUCUCAUGUUGUUCAGCAGUCUAUCGGGCAAGCAGUAGGCGAUUUACGAAUGAUGAGUCCAAGUUUGAUGAAUCCCGUCUCUCUGGUAGAAAAUCAUCCAUCUUGUAGGAGGAAUAGGGAUGGACAUAAGAUACUACCUAAUGGCCAGAGCUGGAGGCCUCAAUUACUGCUAUUAAGCUACUCAAUGAAGAUCUUAUCUGAAGCAAGUGCACUUUCAAAGCCUGAAGAUCCAUUUGAUCACCGUAAGCUCUUUGGUUUCCGCACACGCUCACCACCUCUUCCGUACAUGCUUUCUUCAAUGUUGCAGUCACGUGCGCAUCCAAAGCUUUCUGCUGAGCAGGGUGGUGACAACGGUGAUUCAGACAUUGACUUAGAUGAUUUGUCAGACUCUGACCAAGAAGAAGAAGAUGAGUACGACCAGCUUCCUCCCUUCAAGCCUCUUCGGAAGGCUCAGCUUGCUAAGCUCAGCAAAGAACAGAGGAAGGCGUACUUUGAGGAGUAUGACUAUAGGGUCAAGCUCCUUCAGAAGAAACAGUUGAGAGAAGAGUUAAAAAGAAUGAAAGAGAUGAAAAGUAAGGGAAAAGAGGCGGCAAUUGACUAUGGUUAUGCAGAGGAAGAAGCUGAUGCAGGUGCAGCAGCUCCUGUAGCAGUUCCCCUCCCUGACAUGGCCCUCCCACCUUCUUUUGAUAGUGAUAAUCCCGCCUACAGGUACCGCUUCUUGGAGCCCACAUCACAGUUCCUUGCAAGGCCUGUUCUGGACACGCAUGGUUGGGAUCAUGAUUGUGGCUAUGAUGGUGUUAAUGUGGAACAGAGUUUAGCCAUUGCAAGUCGUUUCCCUGCUGCAGUUACUGUGCAAAUCACCAAAGAUAAGAAGGAUUUCAGUAUCAAUUUGGACUCUUCUAUUGCUGCCAAGCACGGAGAAAAUGGAUCAACCAUGGCUGGCUUUGAUAUUCAAAGCAUAGGAAAGCAACUUGCCUAUAUUGUCCGAGGAGAAACCAAAUUCAAAAACUUGAAGAAGAACAAGACUGCUUGCGGAAUUUCUGUUACAUUUCUAGGUGAAAAUAUGGUUACUGGACUUAAAGUUGAAGAUCAAAUCAUCUUAGGCAAGCAAUACGUUCUAGUUGGCAGUGCUGGCACUGUUCGAUCUCAGAGUGACACAGCUUAUGGGGCGAACUUUGAACUGCAGAGGAGGGAGGCAGAUUUCCCAAUUGGUCAGGUGCAGUCUACAUUGUCUAUGUCUGUCAUAAAGUGGAGAGGUGAUUUGGCUCUAGGUUUCAACAGUAUGGCACAAUUCGCUGUGGGACGCAAUUCGAAGGUAGCUGUUCGAGCAGGAAUCAAUAACAAGCUCAGUGGGCAAGUAACCGUGAGGACAAGCAGUUCAGACCAUCUCUCUCUUGCACUUACUGCUAUUAUUCCAACUGCAAUUGGCAUCUACAGGAAGCUUUGGCCGGAUGCUGGCGAGAAUUACUCAAUCUACUAAAUUUCAUUUUCAUAUCAGCAUUGCAUUUUUGGUUCAUUAGACCUUAUAUGAUGGCAUAUUAUCUUUGUCAGUUCAUUGAAUAAUGCUUCUGUUAAUUUCUUCCCAUCCAUUUAGGAUUCCUACUGUUAUGAGUUAUAAGUCAAUUUUGAGUGAUUGAAUGUACUUUUUUGCCAGAUGAAAUGAAGAGGUUUGUGUUGCUUUAAA
This is a messenger RNA of Solanum tuberosum (potato), 4786 nucleotides long. Its product is annotated as translocase of chloroplast 159, chloroplastic. The coding region runs from base 155 to 4582 and encodes 1475 amino acids. The record is from RefSeq and is a predicted model, not a curated record. Gene Ontology annotation, cellular component: chloroplast outer membrane. Gene Ontology annotation, molecular function: GTP binding; GTPase activity. The transcript is spliced from 2 exons. NCBI's taxonomy places the organism in Eukaryota, Viridiplantae, Streptophyta, Magnoliopsida, Solanales, Solanaceae. Gene Ontology annotation, biological process: protein targeting to chloroplast.